AACAUGGACGGCUGAUAAUUUAGUAAAUUUUCGACCGUCCGAUUCAGCAACUAUUGUUCAAAGGGUUUUGCGAGGGUUUCAAACCUUUGGCUGUGCAAACAGAAACAAAUUUGUAACGGGAAAGAUUGGAUUUUAUUAUGCUGAUAGCUUGUUUAUCAAAUACAUUUCUUGGCUGCCCCUGCAUUGAAGGUUAUUUGUGGAGGUUUUUUUGGUCUCAUUUGGCCAGCUGCAGCUUACCAAAAAAGUGGCGUAGCAGUCCAGAGAGGGGUUACAAGGGUUGGAAGUAGGCGGCAGACUCUUGCAAGGGAUUCCUCAAGGAUUCGUGGGACUUUGGCAGUGAAGGUGGCACGGAAAUUGCAAGCAAGUUGCCAGCUGACUCUCACAACAACUCCAAAUCAGAGGUGCGCUUAUAGUAGAAGGAAUAAGGAGGUCGUGGGAGUACUUAGAGGACAUCAUUGAGCCAUAAAAGGGAUGUGACAGCAGUAGUAGCAGAUCAGACAGAGCUCUAGAGGACGUAGUAGCCCAUUCUAAACGCCAUCCAAUUUAGAUUAAUUGUAUCUGGCAUCAUUGAGAAUAAACAAGAUUGAAGCUUUUUGGUACUCAAAACAUGAUUUCAAAAUGCUUCAAUUUUUUACUUUUUCAGAUUAACAGACAGACAUCGUAGUUCCACUGAUCAUGGGGUCAACAAGCAAGGAUCUGCUCCAUUUGGAACAAAACUCCAACAUAACUGCUUUAGAGAAGAGUUUAUUUAUGCUUGAAAACGCCAGAGACAACCCUCAGAAGAAAGAAAAUGCUAUGCCAAGUAGCAGUAAGAGUUCACUAAGAACUACUGCUGUGCCAGAAAGCCAAGUUUUGGGAAGGCUUAAAGGGUUUUUGCAAGUUAUUGAUGAAGCAAAUCGCAAACUCCAAACUAAUGACAAACCUCGUGAAGACUAUGACAUCGAGGUGCUGACAGGAGAGGAAGAACACUACAUUGAGAUGGAUCUGGCCCUGGGUGUUGCAGAUCUUCAUACUCCAGAAGCUCUAGCUGCAGCUGAGUCAGCUUUAGCUAGUCAAAGGGAGAUUUGUGUGCCUGCAAUUAGUGAUGAUAGUCAUAGUAGUUACUGCACAGAAGCCACUGAUGACAGUGAGUCUGAGACGAAGGUUAAUAAUGAUCUCGAUAGUUAUGGGAAUUGUGACACAGAAGAUGAUGAUGAUAGCUAUAGCAGCUUUGAGUUGGAAGCUAAUAGGACAAGCGAGAAGUUUAGAAGUAAUGAUAGUGGUGCUAACAAGUUGGGUCAAUUUCAGAAGUCUGGAGUAAAGAGGUUAGCAUGUCUUGGAAAGGGACAAAAACGCCGUAAAAUUGAAAUGCUUAAAUAAUUUUUUGCUUCGUGCCUUUUUAACUUUUUGUUGCAGGAGGCAACAAUAAUGUAAAGAUAGUGGGAUUUUGUUCUAUUUAUUUUGGUGGGUAUAAGAUGAAGUUACUGUAUUAGAGUGUUCUAAAUCUUUUCAAAAAAUAAUAUUCUUUUUAA
This is a messenger RNA of Cryptomeria japonica (Japanese cedar), 1511 nucleotides long. RefSeq lists its product as uncharacterized. The transcript is spliced from 6 exons. The record is from RefSeq and is a predicted model, not a curated record. Gene Ontology annotation, molecular function: box C/D methylation guide snoRNP complex binding. NCBI's taxonomy places the organism in Eukaryota, Viridiplantae, Streptophyta, Pinopsida, Cupressales, Cupressaceae. The coding region runs from base 676 to 1359 and encodes 227 amino acids. Gene Ontology annotation, biological process: box C/D snoRNP assembly.